Molecule: messenger RNA, 2772 nt
Organism: Perca fluviatilis (European perch)
Lineage: Eukaryota; Metazoa; Chordata; Actinopteri; Perciformes; Percidae
Gene: lactb2
Product: lactamase, beta 2
Exons: 7
Coding region: 122-985 (287 amino acids)
Cellular component (GO): mitochondrial matrix
Molecular function (GO): single-stranded RNA binding; RNA endonuclease activity
Source: RefSeq, a predicted model, not a curated record
AGUAAAUAUUGUUCACAUGCAGUUUCCGUUUAUAUAGCCUGUUUGACGAAGAUUUGCUUUUUACCUUUGUAUGUUUUGUUGUUUUAUUUUAUAGCUAACGUUAUAUAUAUAUAUAUUAGCUAUGAGUGCUGUCAUCCCUCGGAUAGAGCAGCUGUCUGCCAGAGUUGUUCGAGUUUUGGGCUGUAACCCGGGACCGAUGACCCUGCAGGGAACCAACACAUACCUGGUCGGGACUGGCCAAAGGCGAGUGCUGAUAGACACUGGAGAACCUGCUGUGCCUGAAUACAUCAGCAGUCUGAAACAGGCACUGAGGCAGUUCAACACCAGCAUCCAGGAGAUCAUCGUCACACACUGGCAUCAUGACCACACGGGCGGAGUGGAAGACAUCUGCAGGGACAUCACUGGUUCUGAGGUACGAGUCAGCAAACUGCCUCGCUCCAGCCAAGUCAAAGAGACCGCUGGAAACACAAGCUUUACUUAUCUCAAAGAUGGAGAUGUUGUCCAGACGGAGGGGGCCACACUCAAAGUGCUGUUCACCCCAGGUCACACUGAUGACCACAUGGCCUUGCUGCUGGAGGAGGACCGGGUGCUCUUCUCUGGAGACUGCAUCCUGGGUGAAGGCACAGCCGUGUUCGAGGAUCUCUACGACUACAUGAAGUCUCUGAAGAUCCUGCUGGACUCGGAGGCUGACAUCAUCUACCCUGGUCACGGCCCUGUGGUUCAGGAUGCUGGCUCUAAGAUCAGAUACUACAUCAGCCACCGGGACCAAAGAGAGCAGCAGAUCCUGGCUGCCAUUCAGGAUGGAGCAGGGAAGCCUUUCUCCUCAAUGGAGCUCGUCAAGAUGGUCUACAAGGACACUCCUGAAUACCUGCAUCAAGCGGCUAAUAUCAACCUAAUGCAUCACUUAAAGAAACUGGAGAAAGAUGGCAAGAUCACCCUGGUGAACGAAUCUUCACAGAACAUCAAAUGGAAGAGUAACCUGUGAUGCCCACAGACAUCGUGAAGAAAUCAACUCUAAUUGACCAUUUGGCAAGGAUGAUGGAAAUCCGUCUGGUCGACAGAUAAUAUAAUAAUUUUUCAAUCGAACAUGAUCACGUUUUAGCAUAAUGUUUAGGGUCGAAUGCCUUAGAUCUGCUGAUUGACAGAUAUGUUAUUGGUGGUCACACAUGUUGCCUUGGAAGUUUCCUGACUCGGCGCAAACGGAACAAGACCAACAAUCACACUCCCGAGGACUGAGCUGCAGCCUGUGUCAAAGUCUUACAAGCAGGGUUCUAAAUUAGCUCCGUUUACCAGCCAAAUGCUGGUGAAAUAUGCAAGUGGCUGGUAGAUUUGCUUCACUCACCAGCCAAAAAAACCAAUGGUAAUCUAUUGAAUGGCUGGUAAUAUUUUAACAUUCAUUAGCCAUUUGGCUGGUAGACGAAAAUGUUAAUUUUGAAGCCUGCUUACAAGCCCAAAAUUUGGAAAUGGAAAAGUAGCCCCGUCCUACAAUGUGAUUAGUGUGCCACAGUGCUCCCAUCUGCCUGAAUUACAUUGUCUUAUUUUUCUUCUUCCUUCUACAAGGCUUUUUCCUCCCAGUUUAGUAACUUAGCCAACACUUUAGUUGACUUGAAACUAAUUUAGCGGCAAUUGCUUUCAUUAGCAGACUAACUAAGGCUGUGGCCCUAACCCUAACCAUAAGCCUAGUGGCCGGUUAGCUCACUUGGUAGAGCAGGCACACAUAUGUGGCGGUUUAUUCCUCAACGCAGAAGGGCCAGGGUUCGAGUCUGACCUGUGAUGGUUAUCUGUGUGUUUUCCCCCUCUCUCCCCCCUUUCAUGUCUGAACUGUCCUAUCAUUAAAGGCAGAAAUGGCCAUAAAUAUAAUCUUAAAAAAACAAAAACAUAAUCCUAAACAGCUAUUUGAUUGGUGAAAUGACUGAAAUUUUAUCAGUGGAGUUUGGUACACAACCCUGUCUUUUUUCCGCUUUCUUUUUUCCUCCUCUUCCUCUCCUCCAACCUCUGAUUGCAUUUGAUAUCUGUAGCCUUUUUGGACUUUGGCAACUGAUGGAUGUCUUUUACCUCAAGAAUAACAGUUUACCGGGGUAAUAGACAUAUGAAUUAAGAGGUGGUAGUUGUUAACAUUUAGUCUGCCAAACUUAAUUAACAGACCUCAGGGAAGAAGGUACAGCGGGGUGGGGUAAAGAAAGGCCACUAGGAUAAAGAAAUCCAGCUGAGUAGAGUCCAAAAAUUAAAUCCAACUGUUGACUGUGACAGAUGUCUUUACAUGAUGAUAUAUAUUUCUAUCCAGCCCACCAUUUGGAUUUAUUUUUUUCUUCUGCUGUACCCCUUCUUAAAACUUCCAUUUAAUCUAUUUUUGUCUGUUUUCAGUCUUUAUAAUUAAGCAGUUGUUGUAGAAAUGCUGCAAGUGUUGUCAUUUAGUCACUAGGGGGCAGUCUCUGCUAAUAUAUGUAGUGGGGCACGACAUGAACAGUAAAUUAGGAUAAUGUACACACAUAUUGCAACAUAUGGCAGACAUUACAACUAUUUUUUAUUUUUUUUUAAAUAAAUGUAAAGAAUGUGUGAUGGAAAAGAUUGUUGAAAAAUAUUGAAUGGCUUACAACAUUUUACAGUGAUUUGCUGUUGUAUUUCUUUCUGGUCAUGAAUGAGAAUAAUUGUGUAUUUGUGAUAAUUAUUAGAUCAUCCUGAGGGGGAUAACUCAUGGUAAUGGUUAUAUAUCAACUAUGAAACUCAUGAAUAAAAAACAGCAUUGAACAGCUGCAUAUGUUCUCUACCAAA